GUCCGACUUUACGAGGGGCACUUGAAGGUAGCGUGAAAGGGACGUGCCAUGUAGCUGUUCACACACCAAGCUGCUGCGACUAUCAUCUCUAAACACGAUGUAGACAACACACAACGUCUUGGACAAAAGAUGUGGCAACCUUCUUUUAAGGAUCUGUAGAGAGGUUGCAGUCAUGGGCCCAGAAUCUGAAUCUGUCCCUAAAACAGCCUCUUCAGAAGAAAGUCCAGGAGAAAUCACUGUUAAGGUUUCAGAUUCAGACUCCAAUGAUGCAUCAACCUCCACUGAGCCUGAGAACUCCAAACAGGCAGGGAGUAACACAGCAGACAGGAGUUACCCCUGCUCCGUCUGCGGGAAGGUAUUUGAUAGACCAUCCAAGCUAGAAAGGCAUAGACCUAUCCACCAAAGGAAGCCUAAGGCACUUCAUCAGUGUCAGCACUGUGAGAAGACUUUCACACAACAGGAGAAGCUGACGCGACACCAGAACUGCCACAAUAGGACUAACAAGCACCCCUGUCCUGACUGUGGGAAAGUGUUUAACAGGCCUUCAAAGUUAGAGAGGCAUAAGCGCACACACUCUAAGAAACCAAAGGUGCCUCAUCAGUGUUCAUACUGCAUGAAGACUUUCAGUAAACUUAAUAAACUUGUCCGUCAUAAGAGAAUGCACACCGGGGAGAAGCCUUUUACCUGCUCGGUCUGCGGGAAAGGAUUCUCUGAGUCAGGACACUGCAAAGCACACGAGAAGACACACGAGGAACAGCCGGAGAAACCUCACAGCUGUGCCGACUGUGGGAUGUGCUUCUUCAAAGCGUCUGAGCUCCGUCGACACUUCCGCUCUCACACAGGAGAGAAACCUUUCAGAUGCAGCCUGUGUGAGAGCUGCUUCUCCCGCUCAGAAGGGCUCAAAAGACAUAUGAGGAGCCACACAGGGGAAAGACCUUACAAAUGUCUAAUCUGCGCAAAGGGAUUUUACUCUCGUCAUGAUUUGAAUAUUCACGGACUCACCCACUCAGGAGAGAAACCACAUCUCUGCCCCGUGUGCGGUAAAGGUUUCUCACAGCUGGGCAACAUGAAAGAACACGAACAAAACGUCCACAUUAAGUCGGAGAAAUAUAUUUGCAAUGAAUGUGGAGCUACAUUCACACGGUACAAGUCCCUGACAAAACAUCAGCGGACACACACAGGAGAAAGACCCUAUCUGUGCCUAACAUGCGGGCGCAGGUUUUCAUGGAGUCAUUCUCUGAGCAGACACCGCAGGACACAUGCACACAGACAGAUGUCUCCGGACACACCCAAAGACACGUCAAGUUUUGAAGCACCCUCUGAGAAUCUUUGUAACUCUUGAAGAAGCAAAAUCCUUAUCGAUGAUAGUUUUCCUGGAGCUGAAGUCAAGCUAAAAUGUUUUAAUUUAUAUUACAUUAAAAAGGAAUUGCAAAGCUUUGUCAAGAUCAA
Molecule: messenger RNA, 1449 nt
Organism: Notolabrus celidotus (New Zealand spotty)
Lineage: Eukaryota; Metazoa; Chordata; Actinopteri; Labriformes; Labridae
Product: zinc finger protein 501-like
Exons: 3
Coding region: 173-1342 (389 amino acids)
Biological process (GO): regulation of transcription by RNA polymerase II
Molecular function (GO): DNA-binding transcription factor activity, RNA polymerase II-specific; RNA polymerase II cis-regulatory region sequence-specific DNA binding
Source: RefSeq, a predicted model, not a curated record